Hibiscus syriacus is the source of this 609-nucleotide messenger RNA. RefSeq names its product 30S ribosomal protein 3-1, chloroplastic-like. The record is from RefSeq and is a predicted model, not a curated record. The transcript has a single exon. Bases 31 to 522 code for a protein of 163 amino acids. Gene Ontology annotation, biological process: translation. Lineage: Eukaryota; Viridiplantae; Streptophyta; Magnoliopsida; Malvales; Malvaceae. Gene Ontology annotation, cellular component: ribosome. Gene Ontology annotation, molecular function: structural constituent of ribosome.
CCCUCCCUCCCUCCCAUUCUGCAAUACAAAAUGUUGUCCAUGGCAACUCCAUCAACUACUAUCCCUUUGCAUUAUUUUGGUCAUCAUAAGUCCUCCGGCACCACCAUUUGCUUUAAGGCAGCAAACCCCAGUUUGAAGAAAAGAAGUGCACCCACCGGAAGAGUAACUGCCUCAGCAGCACUCACGGCUGAAACAUCCUCAGACACCGAGACACCAUCCACCACAGUUCCUCAGAAGUCUGAGGUGUCGGUGAAGCAAGUUGCAAAACCCAGGCUGGUUCUGAAAUUCAUAUGGAUGGAGAAGAACAUCGGGCUGGCUCUUGAUCAAGUCAUUCCUGGCCAUGGCACCGUUCCUCUCAGUCCCUAUUUCUUUUGGCCUAGGAAAGAUGCCUGGGAAGAUCUCAAGGCCACUCUAGAAAGCAGGCCCUGGAUUUCUCAGAAGAAGAUGAUUAUUCUUCUGAAUCAGGCCACUGAUAUCAUCAAUCUCUGGCAGCAAAGUGGUGGCAACCUUUCCCAGAGCUAGAUAUGCUAUCUUCUUAUUCUUUUUUUUUUCUUUUUUCUUUUUAAUUUGCAAUGAUGAAUGGCCUUGGUUAAUCAACUGAAUUUGAGA